Molecule: messenger RNA, 2800 nt
Organism: Liolophura sinensis
Lineage: Eukaryota; Metazoa; Mollusca; Polyplacophora; Chitonida; Chitonidae
Product: NEDD8-activating enzyme E1 catalytic subunit-like
Exons: 16
Coding region: 187-1503 (438 amino acids)
Biological process (GO): protein neddylation
Cellular component (GO): cytoplasm; nucleus
Molecular function (GO): NEDD8 activating enzyme activity
Source: RefSeq, a predicted model, not a curated record
AAUGGGGAACGGUUUUCUCUAUACUGUGAAUAGUGUAGCUAGAGAACAUAUAGCGGUAAUUCUAAACCUUCAUAACAAUCAUGACGUGAGGAAUGCGGUGCGCGCAUAUAUAUUCACUAUAUAGGAAAUAUUUACUUGGGUGACUUAACAAAACUAUCUGUUCAGAGAUCCAUUCACAAGACAGACAUGGAAGAAAGUUGGCCAGGACGCUGGAACCAUGUGAAGAAGUUCUUGGAGAGGACUGGACCAUUUGCACAUCCAGACUUUGAACCUAGCCCUGAGGUUCUUGAUUUCAUGCAGCAGAUGUGUAAACUGUUGGUCAUAGGUGCAGGUGGUCUUGGAUGUGAACUCCUGAAAGAUUUGGCAAUGCUAGGGUUUCAGAAUAUUCAUGUGAUUGAUAUGGACACUAUAGAUGUAUCAAAUCUCAACAGACAGUUUCUCUUCAGGCCUAAGGAUGUGGGGAAGUCGAAAGCUAAAGUUGCAGCAGAAUUUAUCAACACCAGAGUACCAGGCUGUAAUGUAACACCGUAUUUCUGCAAAAUUCAAGAUUUUGAUGAUUCAUUUUACAGAGAUUUUCACAUAAUAAUCUGUGGUUUAGACUCUAUACUUGCCAGAAGAUGGAUUAAUGGAAUGGUGGUGAGUUUAUUGCGGUAUGAGAACGGCCAGUUAGAUCAGUCCUCGGUGAUUCCUGUAGUUGACGGAGGAACAGAAGGGUUCAAAGGGAAUGCCCGUGUAAUCCUCCCAGGGAUGACGGCCUGUGUGGAGUGCACACUUGACCUCUACCCACCACAAAUAAAUUUCCCAUUGUGCACUAUUGCCCACACUCCAAGAUUACCAGAACAUUGCAUAGAAUAUGUGAGGAUUUUGUUGUGGCCUAAGGAGAAUCCAUUUGGGGAAGAUGUGUCAAUAGACGGUGAUGAUCCCAACCACAUUAAGUGGAUCCUUGAGAAGGCAAUGGAGAGAGCUCAGGCUUAUAACAUCACUGGAGUCACCUACAGGCUAACUCAAGGUGUUGUGAAAAGGAUUAUCCCAGCAGUGGCCUCAACUAAUGCUGUGAUAUCAGCCACAUGUGCUACAGAAGUUUUCAAAAUAGCAUCAAGCUGUGCUCUUCCACUAAACAACUACAUGAAUUUCAAUGAUGUUGAAGGAAUUUACACAUACACAUUUGAAGCAGAGAAAAAGGACAAUUGUCUAGUGUGCAGCCAAAUCCCUCAGACUCUGUCAUUCUCAGACACAGCAAAGUUACAAGACAUCAUUAAUUACCUGGUGGAGUCUGCCUCGUAUCAGAUGAAAUCUCCAGGCAUUGCAACUACUGUUAAUGGAAGGAACAAAACUCUGUAUAUGCAAACAGUGAAAUCCAUCGAAGAAAGGACCAGAGAAAACUUAAAGAAGACCCUGAAUGAAUUGGGCCUGGUGGAUGGACAGGAGCUGUAUGUGGCAGAUGCAUCAACCCCGUCCACAGUAACAUUUAAGUUACAGCUGGGAACAGAAAUGGAGAAAUAACACAACUGCACCAUAGAUGUGAUUCAUCCUUGUGACAUUCAUAGUGCUUACUAAAUGACUGAAAUAAUGUGAUAAAUUUUAUUAAACAGCAAACAUUGCAGACUUUGCCUUGAAAAGAGUGAAUGAGGAUGUUUUUGUGUGAGAAAAGAAAUGCACCUUCCCAAGGCUUCCAGUUCAAAAGUGUGUACUGUCUGUGCAUGCUGUUUUUCAGUAAAUCAUAGCUGAAUAAGCUGAAGGAUAAGCCUUCAUAGCCAUCUACUUAUUAGAGAAAUACAAUGUAACUUUGGAUGUAAACCUAAAUUUACAGUAACUAUGUAGAUGUACAUAAUGUAUAUAUAUUUACAGCGAAGGAUUUUUGUAUGAAUAUGUACAUGUUCUGGUUUUAAGGUGUCCACACAUGGCUCUGGUUUGACCCCCCCCCCCCCCCCCAAAUUUUUUUUCUUUAAUAACAACCUGGUACAUUUACUAGUGGUGUUAUGUUGCAUAAUGGUCAUGGAUUAAGCUAAACAUUCAAGAAAACCAUUUGCUCUCCACCAGUGGGUAUCUCAGUAUAUAUUCUCAGUAACAGACAUACAGCCUUACACCAGCCACGCCAGUUUCCUCCAUCCGUAAAACUCUUCACCGUUGUGUACAUGUAGGUGUGUGUAUAAGUGUACAUGUAAGUGUACAUAUAAGUGUACAUGUAAGUGUACGUAUAAGUGUACAUGUAAGUGAAAGCCUCUUGAGUAUGUGAACAAAUGUGAACAUCUUCAACUGAAGUACUUUAUUAAAGUUCAUUCAUUCCAUUGUAUUCAUUAAAUUUCUUAUAUUCUGUGUGUGCGAUUAAUUUAUAGUCACCAAGGUAAUAUUACAGAUUUAAAUUUUGCACCUUUGAUUCUUACCAGUAAUAAAUGGAGUUUCCACAAUGCUACAGGUACUCUUCUAAAGAUCUAGUGAAUGAAUCCAAACUAACAUUGUUCAUGUAGAUGGACCGAGACUGGUUGGUCUCUUAUUGUAAGGUCAGCAAGUGUGGUAAUGUGAUCUUGGGCAAGUAUGUUGUAUACCUGUCUUGUAAUAAGGUUAAUGCACUCAUGGUUUGUGAAAUGCGUAGAUCCAUUCCACUCUAGUGUCCACCAGAACUAUUUAAACAUGAAGGAUGGAGGAGUAUGGACGGCAGUUGGGUAGUGGGCCUGUUUUCUUAUUGACCCGUUUAACAUCUUGUUGCUGUAAUGAAGGCACACAAUGAUGUAAGUGCUGUGCAAGAAGUCUACCCUUAUUAAACUUUUUACAUGUAAAGAAGUGAACAAAAAUACUAUAA